Molecule: messenger RNA, 1347 nt
Organism: Sphenostylis stenocarpa
Lineage: Eukaryota; Viridiplantae; Streptophyta; Magnoliopsida; Fabales; Fabaceae
Source: the annotation of a GenBank genome assembly
AUGACACAUAUCCAUCUGAAAGCGCCACCUCCAGUUCACUCCUCCUUCACCGUGAACCCAGACUGUUGCAACCUCACCCGGCAAGACAAGCACCACUGCAAGGUGCCUCUGCCGCCAACCCACGCCGCGGGCAAACUCGCCCGUGAAGUUUGUUUGAUUUCGCAUAUGUUACUCCUGCUUGUCCGAUUUGGGGUCCAUCAGAUUCUGGUUGGGGUAGUUGUUUUAAGUCGAAUGAUGUGGUCCUCCUUUGGCCUCAUUUCUUGUUUGGAAUUGGUGUUUGAGUCUGAUCAGGGAUAUUGGAUUGUUCUCAAGAUGCUUGCAAUGACAUAUUCUCCUCUAUUUAUUGCUAAUACAUUUGAAGCAAUUAAAAUACCAGCAAGUAUACAAGGCACUGUGGUCUGUGCUGCAAAAGGUCCAAGACCAAGAUAUCCCCGAGUUUGGAAGACUCAUAAAAGAAUUGGGACCAUUUCUAAGGCCGAUAAGCUUGUUAAGUCUAUUAAGGAGCUGUCAAAUGUAAAAGAAGAAGUUUAUGGAGCUCUUGAUGCCUAUGUUGCUUGGGAAUUAGAGUUCCCAUUAAUUACAGUGAAGAAGGCACUCAAGACCCUAGAAUUGGAACAAGAGUGGAAGCGGGUAAUACAGGUAACAAAGUGGAUGUUAAGCAAAGGUCAAGGAAAGACAAUGGGAAGCUAUUUUACAUUAAUUAAUGCUUUAGUACUUGAUGACCGACUUGAGGAAGCUGAAGAAAUUUGGACAAAGUUAUUAAUGCAGUAUAUGGAAAGUUUGCCUCGUAGAUUUUUCGAUAAAAUGAUAUCUAUCUACCAUAAGAGGGGCAUGCAUGAAAAUAUGUUUGAGAUAUUUGCAGACAUGGAAGAGCUUGCUAUGCGACCUAGUAUUUCUACUGUCAAAAUGAUUGGAGAAGUGUUCAAAGAGCUGGGUAUGCUAGACAAAUACCAGAAGUUACAUGCAAAAUAUCCACCACCACAAUGGGAAUAUAGAUACAGCAGAGGAAAACGUAUAAGAGUCAAAGUGCAAGUUCAAUCUAGACAGGCCAACACAUACACCCAAAGGCUUGAGAACGUUGAACCAGACUCGGACUUGAACAAUAAUUAUGGUUCUUCUGAAAAAACUUCAGCGAUAAUUGACGACCGGCAACACAGACAGGAAAAUGAUGUAAUGUCCAUGGAACCUGAGCAAAUUUCAGACAUAAAGGAGAAUUUUAGAUCUGAAGAGACUUCAGAGAUAAUUGAUGACCAGCAACUCAGGCAGGAUGCCGAUGUAACAUUCAUGGAACUUGAACAAAUUUUAGACGACUCAUAUGACAGUAAGGAACAUAUUUUAGAUGUAUAA